ACCAAUUAAGGGAGCAACGCCAUACUCGAUAGGCGCUAACGCUCACCGACUCCACACACCGCUGCUCCACAUAGUCGCGUGCUCUAGGGUACAACUUGUGCAGCUCAGAUGUGCUCUAGGGGCGGCGGUUCCUUGCCAAGUUUGGCCGGCUGAACCUGCACGGCUGUCAAACACAAUUUAUUAAAUGCCACCGCGAAAUGCCGGGCUGCGGGGCGCGCAGCCACAGCCUGUGACGGAUGAUUCGUCGGUUAGGGAGAUGCUGCUAAAGCUGUCGACAUCAAAUCCCAACAAACGAAUUAGUGCCACCGUGCUGGACCAGGCUGCUGAAGCCGCGAAGGCAGUUGCCAGGCGCCGACUCACAUUGCAUCACCAGACUGUCGAGGCGCUGGUCUCUGCACACCUGUGGACCGUGUAUGCGGUGACAGAGCGCAACAUCGCAUGGAGGUCGGACCUGGCAUCUUUGAGCGCAUCGACGGUAACGCUCUUCCGUGCGCUUCCCUGCAAAGGGUCGCCCUUCGCUUCCCGCGUGGCCCGUGCGCUCUUGGACGCGGGCCUGUUGGACUGCUACGCCCGGAUGCUUGCCUGGGUACGCGCCCGCGGCGUGCCCCCGGCCGCUGCAGCGUCAGGGUCUGCGGUGCCGGCAGCGACGCCUGCAGCAGCUGAGUAUGAGGAGGAGGAGCUCGAAAUGUACUACAGCCUUCUGUUGCAGGCGAGUUCAAUGCUGCAGACGCUGUCGCACUGGACCACGCCCUCCCACGCCGAUGCACACGCGCAUUUGUGCGCGGCACUGGAGCGCAGUCAGGUGCUGGAGCACGCGGCGGCGGCCCUCGUCACGCUCGCCGCCGCGUGCGCCCCUGCGUCGCCCUCGCCACUGCCGCCGCCGGCCGGUGCUGCAGGCGGCUCGGCGGCGCCUGCACGCGGCGCGCGCGGCGGCGGCGGCGGCGGUGCCGACCCCAGCGCGCCGCGGGGCCCAGCGCACCACAAGGGCUGGCCGGUGGUCAGUGAUGCGCUAGUAUGGCUGCUGGACGCAGCUACGGUCCUUUCGAGCAACUGUGGGCUCGACGACGAGCCAAGUAUGCCGCUUCAGCCGCACCCGGGGUUUGUGAGUGCUCUCAAGCCGCCGGAUGGGUCGCUGCAGGCGGCGGCACGCGUGCGGCGGCUGCUCAGCGGCCGUGGGAUCCAGUUCUGCUGCGCUUGGGGACUGGAGGCAGCGCGCCUGUGCCAUUAUAAGAUGGUUGCCGCUGCGGCGGGAGGAGGCACGGGUGGAAGCGCGGCCGCUGCCGCUGCGCAGUGGACGGCGCCACCAGCAGCGUACCAGCUGCCGCCGGUGCUCGCGCGACCACUGAGCCUUCAGGCAUCAGGCAAAUGGCAAACACUGCAAGGCGUGUGGGACGAUGAAGUAUGGGGUAUUAUCAUUUCCCAAGUGGCUACGGUGUGGCAGCUCACCUCCAGCGGGCCCUAUGUCCUGCCCACCGCGCAUCCGCCCGCCGGCAGCCGACCUGCCGGCCCGUGCGCUUCGCCUGCGGUCCCACGGGCGACCAACGCUGCGGCCAAAGCUGACGCACCGCAGCCGCCGCCGCCGCAGCCGCAGCAGCCGCAGCAGCCGCAGCAGCCGCAGGGACAGCCGUUGGUGCCGGCGGUGCAAGCCUACGACGCGCUGAUCGCCGUGUGGCCGGCAAUGCUCGAGGGCUCGCUUCCGAUGCAAAUCAUUAACCCGUUCGCCGGUGUGCUGACACGGCUGCUGAUGGAGCUGCGGCCGCGCCAGGCGGCGGCACGGCUGCCGGCGCUGUGGCGGGUGGUGGCGUGGGCGUUACCUCAAGUAGACGCGGACAACCUUCACGCGGCUGGCGAGCUGCUGCGGCUGCUGCUGGCUGGGCCGGAUGGCUCAUUGCUGUCGUGCACCGCCGGGCGCGCGGGAACGGCGUCGGCGGGGCAGGUGCCGGGAUCGGGCGGCCCCAGCUACAGCCUGCGCUGCGGCCUGGACGCGCGGCUACUGCCGGAGCUGGAGGAGCUGGUCCGCGACGAGACCGCGCUGCGCAAGCCGGAGGGCGAGGCGCGGAGCGCACCUACGGUGUUGUCGGCCGUCAACCUGACUCUCCGCUACUCCGGCGUGUGGCCGGCGCUGCUGGCGCACGCAUCACCGGCGGAGGCGGCGGGCCUGGUGGCGACGCUGGGCUCCGCCGCGCGCUUCUUCCUGACCCACAACACGCCGCGCAUGCGGCCGGUGGCGCUGGGCGGGGUGCUGGGCCGGACGCAGCUGUGGGGCGCAGGUGGGCCUUGCCUGGCACUGGGGUGCUACCUAGCCGCGAUGCUGGAGCAGUGCUUUGACGUUCGCGACCCGGACCGGUGGCGGCAGUUUCAGGAGCGGCUAGGCGGGCCGGCAGUGACACCUGAGGCGGCAGUGGAGCCGGGUGCGCCGCUGUGGUUCAACAACGCCAUGGAGCAUUGGGGACAGGACCCAAUGCAGUUGGGGUGGCUGGCGGCGGCGGGCGGCGCGCCGCCGGCGGGCUCGGCGGCGGCGGCGCAGCUCGACCUGCUGGCUAGCUUUGCGCUGCAGGACUGGCUGCCGCCGCUACUGCGGGUGGCGGUGGCGGCGCUGGAUCCAGAAUACGACGGCGUGUCGCUGGGCUCGGGGGAAGACGGCAAAGCGCCGUCCCGCCUCUCCACGCCAGAGCCCGACCUGCUGCUGCUGGCCACACAGCUGCUGACGCGGGUUGCUGUGCAGCAGGCGCCGCUGCUGCUGGCGCCACAACACGGCCCCGAGGGCGGCGCGGCGGCGGAGCAGGUCGGCACCGCGGUUGCUGAGGCGGCAGCGGCCGAGGUGGCGGCGGCGGGGGCUGCCGAGGUGGCGGCGGCAGGGGCGGGGUCUCCGGCGACGGCAGUCGCCGCUGCGCCGUUCAGUCGCGCCGCCGCCGAGUCCUGGGCGGGGUACCUGAGCUCGCUGUGUGGGGCCGACGGCACCGCAGCCCUUCUGAUCACCGGGCUGCUUGCGAAGCUAACCUUUGGUUACCGCUACAGCAGUUUUGAAAGUGACGAUGAACCCAGCGAUGACAGCGACAGCGGCAGCGACAGCAGCAACGAGGACUUACCCGUGGGUGGCAAGGCGCUGCGGCGCCCCACGCUGCAGCUGCUCGCAGCGCUGGCUUGCACCGCCCCGCAGCUGCUCGCGCACUGGCUCGUCGAGGCGCUGCAGUUAGCCAUACGCACAAGCGCGAAGUCCGGGGCUGCGGGGCCCGCGGGCAAGGCCCAGCAUGUGGGCCCCGCCGCGCAGGUGCGGCUAGAGGCGGUGCAGCCGCUACAGUGGGCGGCGAGGCGGCACGGCAUGCCCGAGCUCGCGGCAUUCUUGGGUGCGCUGGAGUUCGCGGUAGUGCAGCACGUGAUACCCCACUGGGCGCUGAUAGAGCGCGGCGGCCAGCCCGGGACGGACGGCAGGGUGGUGUGCACUGCUGCGGCGAAGGCGGCGACAGAGGCGAUGGCCCCGGCGGUGGAAGCGCUGGCAGCGGCGGUGCGCGGCAGUGCCUGGCUGCGGCGGCUGAGGGACGGACAGGCGUGGCUGCUGUCGCCGGCGGAGGUGCAAGCCGGGCUGAGGGCCGCGGGGGUUGAGCUGCCGGACACGCGCCUCGGGGUCCGCGGCAGAGGCAAUGUCAGCGGCGGUGGUGUCCAAGUUAGCCGGGAAGGCGGAAGCAGUGGCAGCGGCGGCGCGGCAGGCGGCAGCGAUAGCGGGAGCGGGAGCGACGGUGGUGAGAGGCCGCUGGUGCGGCUGUGUGCGCACCCGGGUUGCAGCGGACUGGACGGCCUGGGGGCUCUGCUUGCGCCCGGCCGCGGCAAGACCUGCUCCCGGUGUCGGCAGCUCACCUACUGCUGCAGCGCGUGUCAGCUGGCGCACUGGCGGGAGGGGCACGACGUGGCGUGUGCGGGGUUGGUGGCAGCGGCGGCGUCGGGCAAGCAGGGGACGAAGAGCAGGCGAAGCGCUGGCAAGCGGUAGGCAUGGCGCAUGCUUGCAUUGCACGAGCCGCCGCUGAUCAGGCGUACUACUUUUGUAUGAGAUGUGGAGAAUACAACAGGAUCAGGAUGUAUUUUCAAGUCAUGUAUGAGAUGUAGGGGUCUACAUGAUGUCUACACAGAGACGCUCUGUCUCUCGCUGUGGUUGGGGCCACGGCGUGAUUUGUAGGCGUGCGCAUAUGGCAGCUCAAGUCAGGCAGGUGACAUGUGCACACGAACGGUGUGCGCCGCGAAGCUGGCGCCAGCGUGUCGCCCAAAGGCCCAGCCAUUUUCGGAGGCGCGGGCUACGCAGGCGGUAACUAUGCUCGUGUGAUACGAUACGAUGUAUGUACUGUGGUAUUGGCAACCGUAUGGAUCGCCUGCGGAUACCGGCACUGACAGGAACUUGUUCGGGAGGCGGCAGUCAACGGGUUUGGGAGUGGUGGCAGGGCUGGAUGGAUUGGCCAGCGGAAGGCAGAGGGUUGUGGCCUUGUGGGCCACCCAGCAGAUGAGUUUGAGGCCAUGAAGUGCCGGUGGUAGCAGUUGUACGGAAAGCCAUUGAGAGGCUACCAGACUGUAGUGACACCCGGUUGUUGACGUGAGUUGGGUAUACCUGUACAACACUGGACGCAUGGCGGGGAUGUUGUCGAUGUAUGCAUCAUGAUUAUUGGGGGCUACUGGGUGCCAGCGCUAGGCACACAUCACGGCUGAAAGCUGUUAGUUGCGCGCGGCGGCAGCUGAAUAUGUUGGCUGGCCUAAACUUUCAAUUGGGAGGCCGUGGGUGAAGGACAUCGAACUGAGGACAAGGUAUGUGGUUCCCCUCGCAAGGGUUAAGUGGGCCGAGCCCACGCCACGUCUCCAGUGUGAGGCCGCAAGCGUCUGCCUCAUCUCCCGGACAUAG
Messenger RNA from Chlamydomonas reinhardtii, 4882 nucleotides. RefSeq lists its product as uncharacterized. Bases 257 to 3985 code for a protein of 1242 amino acids. NCBI's taxonomy places the organism in Eukaryota, Viridiplantae, Chlorophyta, Chlorophyceae, Chlamydomonadales, Chlamydomonadaceae. Gene Ontology annotation, molecular function: kinase activity. The transcript has a single exon. The record is from RefSeq and is a predicted model, not a curated record.